Prorocentrum cordatum is the source of this 2865-nucleotide messenger RNA. The record is from the annotation of a GenBank genome assembly. NCBI's taxonomy places the organism in Eukaryota, Dinophyceae, Prorocentrales, Prorocentraceae.
AUGGGGCUGGAGUGGCUGAAGCCGGCGCACCUCCUGGAGCUUGCCGUCAAGACGCCCCCGAACCGCCGCACGCCCUUGAUGGGCCGGUGCGCGGAGCAGCUGCAGCGCGGCAUGGUCGUCUCCGUGGCCGACGCGCUGGGGCUGAGCCUGGAGCUGAUGACGUCCGCACGCUGCAAGACGAACGGCUACGUCCUCGACUUCCCGCCGGUCCGGCCCGAGGACUCCGAGGCCGUGGCGGCCUUCGUGCAGCGGGUCCGGGACUUGUCGGGCUCGGCGACCGUGGACUGGGAGGCGUUCCUGCGGGACGAGGUGCAGCUUCCGCCCCUCGCACCCGAGCCAGAGCCGCCCGAGCCUCCCGCAGAGGAGGGCGAGGGCGAGGAAGAGGGAGGCGGCGAGGGCGGGGACGCGACCGCGGAGGACGACGCGGCCGAGGGCGGCGAGGAGGAGGAGGAGGAGGAGGGCGGCGAGGCGGCGGCGGGCGGCGCGGGCGCCGCUGACGAGCCGCCCGCGGGCGGGCCCGGCGAGGGCGCGGAGGGCGAGGCGGGCGGCGAGGCCGCGGAGGGCGAGGCGGAGCCGCGGGAGGAACAGGAGGGCAGCCCAGACGGCGAGGAGGGACCCGCGGAGCCGCCGCCGCCGCCGCCGCCGGUGUUGGUGCCGAACCCGCUGGCCAACUCCAUGCCUCGGAGAUUACUUGUUCUGUCGGCGGAGACCGACGAGCUGGCCGGGUGGAAGCAGGUGCUGCUGAAGUUGCAGCACGAGGAGAAGGCCAGGCGCCGCAAGGAGUUGGAGGCAGCAGGCGAGGAGGUGGAGGACGAGGACGCGGAAGAGGAGGAAGCCGCGGAGCAGCCUGCGCUUCCUGAGGAGGAAGAGGAGCGAGAGGAGCUGUUCGACAAGAAUGCCGGCGACGUGCUCAGGACGAUGGCGGAGUUCGUGCCAGCCCCGCCGCUGGAGCAGCCGAAGGCGCUGCCCCCCAUUCCCGAGGUGUCGCUGGACCCGCAGCCUGAGCCAGCAGAUGACGAGGCGCUGGCAAAGGGCCACGAGGAUGCCGUUCGAAUAUUGCACGUUGACCAGGAGGUCCCGCUGCUCAGCCUGCGCGCCGAUGGUCGACCGCCGUCCGAGGUGGCCGACCUGCUGGAAGUGGCGGCGGGCCAACUGAGGUGCCCACGGGCACCGCUGCCGAAGAUGCUGGAGGGCGAGGGUGCCGAGGAGCCGAAGGAGCUCCUGAGGCUGGACCUGGACGAGAAGCAGGUCAGCCGGCGCUGGUCGCAGUGGAGGCAGCACUGCCCAGUGGCCCUGUACGACAAGAGGCUGGUGCCGGGGGGCAAGGAGUUCGCCGCGGAGUACGCAGGGUAUGCCUUCUGCUUCAGCAGCGCGGCGGCACAGCGCCGCUUCUGCGCGUGGCCGAAGCUCUUCCUGACGGACGCCCCCAGGAUCAACGCCCCCGGCAUGCACCUCGGCUAUGUGUUGCUGAGCCCGAUGGGCUUCCGUGUCCCGGAGCUCGCCGCGCGCGUGUCGGAGCGGUAUGGCUUCGACGUCGUGGACGUCGCGGCGCUCGUGCAGAGGGCUGUGCAGCUCAAGGCGAGCGACCAGCCCCCGCUGCCGCCGCAGGAGGUCGAGGGUGAGGGGGGCCAGGAGCGGCCUCGGACGCCAGCGCCAGAGGAGGACGAGGAGGAGCCGGGCGCUCCGAGACUGCUCGUCGCCGAGAAGGCGGCCCUCCUCGCAGGCGCGCCGCUCGGCGCGGAGACGCUGGCGCGCCUCGUCGGGGAGGCGCUCGGCAUCGCGAAGAACACGGCCAUCCUGCAGAAGCAGCAGGACGACAUCGCCGAGGCCAAGCGGGUCCUGGAGGAGUUCGCCGCCAGAGAGCCCCCGGAGGAUGCCGAGGAGGGCGACGCGGGCCCAGCCGCUCCGGAGUACGAGCUGGACGAGGAGGGCGAGCCUGUCAUCCCACUGUCCGAGCCCCUCCUCGUCCCGCCGAGAGGCUUCGUGCUCACGGGCUUCCCCGGGUCCGCCGAGCAGCUCGAGCUGCUGCGCAGCAAGCUGCGGCUGGAGAUCGAGCGCGUGCUCGUCGUCAAGCCUAUGGCGGAGGAGGAGCCGAAGGAGCCGGCGGAGAUCCUGGCGGAGCUCGGAUUUGGCCAGGACGCCCCGAUGGAGUCGCACCUGGAGUCGCAGGCCGCGGGCUUCGAGUCUCUCGCCGCCCUCGAGGACCUGCAGCUCUCGGACGUGGCCAUGGAGGCGACGGAGGACGAGCAGUUCAUCCAAAUUCAGAAGGCCAUCGACCCAUUCUACGAGGUCGCGGACGACGCCGAAGUGGCAGACGAGAUCCCAGACCCAGACGAGUGGGAGGAGCCGCCGGCCGAGGAGCCCGAGGAGGGGGAGCCCCCCCCGGACCCCUUGGAGCUGCCCAGGCGCCCGACCAUCCCCUGGGGCGUCUGCGGGCCAUACUGCCCAGUGACGCUGAAGGAGGACGACUGGCUCUUCCCGGGCCAGAAGGCGAACCAGCACAUGUACAAGAACAAGGUGUACGCGCUCGCGAACGAGGCGGCCAGCGCCAAGUUUGUGGCGGAGCCGUCCAAGUACGUGCCGUCGAGCGGGGAGCCGCCAAUACCUCGCGUGCGCGUCCUCGUGACCGGCCCCACGGGGUCCGGGGUGGAGCGGCAGUGCCAGCUGCUGGCAGAGGCGUGCAAGAUGCCGGUCGUCAAGGUGGAGGGCGAGUGGCGGGCGCGCGUGGAGGCGAGGCUGCAGGCCGCCCGCGCGGCCGUGAAGGAGGCGGCCGCGGCCGAGAAGCUCCUGGAGCCGCUGCUCGCCGACGAGGGCGUUGCGUGGCCUCCGGGCUGGACGCCGCCCGAGCCCAAGCCGGAGGCCUGA